AUGGUACUAUCGAAUGGUCAUACAUGCGAUGGCGGCAAUCGAACUCUGCUUUGGUCACAAUUUUGUGAUGGAAUUAUUGAUUGCCAUGAUCGAUUCGACGAGGAAGGACGAUUUUGUAAACUUUGCCAAAACAAUCUUUAUUCAUGUCCGCCCAAAGAUGAUAUACGUUGUGAUUUAGCUUGCAAAAUGCUUCAUUAUGUACCGUGUCAAACUAUACAAGAUCGCCGAGCAUGUCAAUACAUCGAAAAAGAUUAUACGAAUAAUUUUCUUAUUGAGCUGCUCAAUGAAUUCAAAUUUUAUAUUGCUGCUACCAUCGCUCUUCUUGUUAUUUUAAUUGGUAUUGUUAUUCUAAUUAAAUGCUUUAUUCGUAGACGUAAACAAUAUAUAGUCGAUAGUUCAUUUAAAACAUCAAAUCUUUCUCAUGGUUCAAAUAUUGAAAUUGAAGCAGAUACAUUAUCUAGUCAUAUAUAUGAACAAUGUUAUGAACCACCGCCCUAUGAAGCUGCACAAAGAUAUUCAUUGAUGAAGACAUAUUACGAACAUGUAGUAUAA
Rotaria socialis is the source of this 552-nucleotide messenger RNA. NCBI's taxonomy places the organism in Eukaryota, Metazoa, Rotifera, Eurotatoria, Philodinida, Philodinidae. The record is from the annotation of a GenBank genome assembly.